Molecule: messenger RNA, 990 nt
Organism: Anopheles marshallii
Lineage: Eukaryota; Metazoa; Arthropoda; Insecta; Diptera; Culicidae
Gene: sds22
Product: protein phosphatase 1 regulatory subunit 7
Exons: 6
Coding region: 1-990 (329 amino acids)
Molecular function (GO): protein binding
Source: RefSeq, a predicted model, not a curated record
AUGAGUGCAAACGAUGAUCAACAAGAACAACAACAGCGGCCUGAUUCUCCCACGGUCGAUGAAGAACGCCCACCGGGUGCGGGAGUGGUGGCCGAACAUGAGAUCGUAAAGAUGGAGGACGUAAUUACAAUCGAUCCCGAAACGACCGAGGUCGAUCUGAAUCAUGGACGCAUUGGAAAGAUUGAAAACCUCGAACCGCUAACAAAACUUGAACGACUAUACCUGCGAUGGAAUUUGAUAAAAAAGAUCGAAAACCUGGACCAUCUUACUUCACUGAUCGAGCUCGAGCUGUAUGACAAUCAGAUUACGGAGUUGGAAAAUUUAGACCAACUUGUUAGCCUGGAAAUGCUCGAUGUCAGCUUCAAUCGGUUGCAUCAGAUCCAGAACCUUUCUACGCUGACCAACCUGCGAAAGCUGUUCCUGUGUGCUAAUCGUAUAUCGUUGAUCGAAAAUCUGGACCAUUUCACCAGUCUGACCAUGCUGGAGUUGGGAGAUAAUAAGAUCCGGAAAAUUGAAAACCUCGACAAUCUAACCAACAUGACCCAUCUCUAUCUGGGCAAGAACAAGAUAACGAAAAUCGAAAAUCUCGACAAGCUGGUCAAGCUGGAAUGUUUAAGCCUGCAGUGCAACCGGUUAACGAAGAUCGAAAACCUCGACCAGUUGGUCAAUCUGACGGAGCUGUAUCUGUCCGAGAAUGGCAUAGAGACGAUUGAAAAUUUGGACCAAAACAAACAGCUCGAAACGCUCGACCUGGCAAAGAACCGGGUGAAGCGCAUCGAUAACUUGGAGCAUCUGCAACAGCUUGAAGAGUUUUGGAUGAACGAUAACGGCGUAUCGGAAUGGAGUUGCGUGGACAAGCUGGCCAGCAAUAAGCGUCUUGCGACGGUCUAUCUGGAGCGCAAUCCGGUCGCAAAUGAUGUUAACUAUCGACGAAAACUAAAGCUGGCCGUGCCUUGGUUGCAAAAGAUUGAUGCGACACUCUGUCGUUAG